Molecule: messenger RNA, 1794 nt
Organism: Kockovaella imperatae
Lineage: Eukaryota; Fungi; Basidiomycota; Tremellomycetes; Tremellales; Cuniculitremaceae
Product: concanavalin A-like lectin/glucanase domain-containing protein
Exons: 4
Coding region: 1-1794 (597 amino acids)
Molecular function (GO): protein binding
Source: RefSeq, a predicted model, not a curated record
AUGUCGGCGAUUCUUCUCAUAUUCAUCCCCGUGCUCGUGGUCGUCUUGACCGUCUUGGUCGGACUGAUAUGUUUCCUCGUGGCUGUGUUGUUUAUGCGCAGACGUCGAGGUAUCAAGCUCGUGGAAGAUGGGGGUCCCCUGGACCUGUCCAAGUCUGACGGUGUCAUGGGAGAGGGCGGAACAGAGGGCGUCGAGGCUCGUUGGCUCGAGAAUGUAGAGCCCGAUGUGCGGGAAGGAUACAAGCGUGCAAAAGAAUGGCAAGAGCAGUACACUCCCGCAUCGUCCCCGACCGACAUCACCCUCUCCCAGUUUCUAUCGAUACAGGAGAAAGGCGUCUCAGCCUGGGCCUUUGAACCAGACUAUGAAGACAACUUGUCUCUUUACGUGCAGUCUCGGACGGAGAUCACAUUUCUAUCCGACGGUCCUGGCAUGGCGGCCCGUGAAGGGGGCGGCAAUUCGGUCAUGGCCAACUUACCACUGCCCAAGCUCAACGAGGUCUACUAUUUCGAGGUCAAAAUGUAUGAGAAACCACCGGCCACCGAGGUCGCCAUCGGUCUGGCCACCAAGCCGUACCCCUCGUUCAGAUUGCCUGGUUGGAAUCGAUGCUCUGUGGCGUACUUUGCCUCGGAUGGGUUCAAAUCUCACAACUAUCCGUUCACAGCAGCGUCACACGGUCAACCAUUGGCAGAAGGUGAUGUUCUCGGAGUAGGCUAUCGACCUCGAACCGGUACAGUCUUCUUCACUCGGAACGGACGCAAGUUGGACGACGCAUACACCGGUCUUCAAAAGUACAAUCUGUUCCCGACCAUAGGUGCCAAUGGCCCAUGUACGAUUCAUGUGAACCUUGGUCAGGCCGGUUUCGUGUUCAUCGAGGCCCAGGUCAAAAAGUGGGGCCUGGCACCCAUGGUGGGGACAUUGGCGCCACCACCUGCUUAUGGCAGUGAACGCGGCAGCAUUCUCCUUGACGCAGGCUACGGGACACCAAAUGCCGGGAAUGGCGUGGCAGGGAUGAAUGCUCUGCUUGAGGCUGCCCGAGCUCGGCGACUCAGUAACAAUUCGGCAGAGUCGACCUCUACCGGAGGUGAUCGAAAUGGAGGACCUCAGACACCUCGAUCGACCAAUUCGUCCCGGCGUCACCGGACCGCUGGACGAUCUCAAGCGCUUCCUGGAUCUCUGCCCGCAGUGUCCAGUCCAUUACGCGAGCAAGCUUCUCGCGCGGCGCCUGGACCAGGACCCACAACGGCUGGAUCUCGACGUCGUGCGCUAGGACGCAAUGCGAUCGUCGAGAGCUCAAACUACGUCUCUCCGACCGAUACCCCUUCACUGGGUCCUCGACCGCCCGCUGCGGACGCACUUGAAAGCUUGAUGUCUGAAGAAGAGGCAUCCGACCAGUCGAGAAGAAGAGGCCGCUACGUUCGCUCAGACUCUGAAUCGUCCGCUAUGGAGCCUAAUCCGCCUACCCCCAAUCUUCUCGACAUCUCCAUGCACUCGUUACAUCUUCCUUCGGGCCAGUACUUUGAACAGCACCUUCGAAAUCGGACAGACAAUACGGACUCGGAUGAGGAUGAAGAGGAGGAACUGGAGGACGAAGGGCAAGAAGAGGGAGGCAAUGGCAGUGGAAGUGGCGAGAGUGACGCGACUGCUCGACCGGGUGCGCAAGCGAGUACGAGACAAUCCCCGCCGCCUCCUGGCUAUGCGCCGUUGGAUCCUAACAUGUAUGCGAAUGGGCUUCCUGCGAACUUGCCAGAGGAACUGGUCAAUCGAGCCAUUGCAGCCAUGUCUGACACGCCGUGA